Messenger RNA from Notolabrus celidotus (New Zealand spotty), 591 nucleotides. Its product is annotated as E3 ubiquitin/ISG15 ligase TRIM25-like. The transcript has a single exon. Bases 1 to 591 code for a protein of 196 amino acids. Lineage: Eukaryota; Metazoa; Chordata; Actinopteri; Labriformes; Labridae. The record is from RefSeq and is a predicted model, not a curated record.
AUGGCACAACAAGUUGAGGUGGUCAGAGAGACCAUCACUUGUUCAAUCUGUUUGGAUCUCUUAAAAAAGCCAGUGACGAUUCCCUGUGGACACAGCUACUGCAUGAGCUGUAUUGAAACCCACUGGGAUGAAGAGGAUGAGAAGAGAGACUACAGCUGCCCUCAGUGUAGGAAGACCUUCUCACCGAGGCCUGACCUGGUGAAAAGCACCAUAUUGGAAGUCUUAGUGAAGGAGCUGAAGAAGAAUGGACUCCAAGCUGCUCCUGCUGAUCACUGCUAUGCUGGACCUGAAGAUGUGGCCUGUGACGUCUGCACCGGGAGGAAACGAAAAGCCCACAAAUCUUGUCUGCAGUGUCUGGCUUCUUACUGUGAGACAGACCUUCAGCUUCACUAUGUAUCUCCUGCCUUUAAGAAACACAAGCUGCAGGAGCCCUCAAAGCGCCUCCAGGAGAUGAUCUGCCAUACAGAUCAGCAGUCUAUCUGUUACAUCUGCACUGCAGAUGCAGAUAGAGACUAUGUCACAGUCUCAGCUGCAGAAGAAAGGACUGAGAGGCAGAGAGAGCUUGAGGGGAGUCGACAAAACAUCCAGUAG